Molecule: messenger RNA, 3111 nt
Organism: Prorocentrum cordatum
Lineage: Eukaryota; Dinophyceae; Prorocentrales; Prorocentraceae
Source: the annotation of a GenBank genome assembly
AUGGCUGGCCUGCGCGCGGCUAGAGGGGCUGGCACGGCCGCCGACGACCUCGCGCCGCUGGUGCGCGCGGCGGUCCGCGGCGCUGUGGACGGCGGCGCGCCGCGCCGCACGGUCGCCGCAGUGGCGCGCUCUGCAGUCUCGGCCGCCGCGUUCGCGGCGCGGCCGACGACGCAAGCGCACGCUGCAGACGGCCGACGUGACGAUCAUGCUGCUGAUGCCGUUGGCGAUGCCGCUCGCCCAGCUGGUGCCUCCGCGGAGGCGAAGCGGGCGCGGCGUCGGCGCCGCCGCGCGGCGCGCGCGGCUCGCAAGCAGCAGGAGAUGACCGACGGCGACGUGACGACGGCUGGUGCUGGCAGUACUGGUGCGGGCCUGGGGCUCGCCCUGCUGCCCACGGCGAUGGCGGUCGACGGCGCCGACGACGAAGACCUCGCCUCGUUGGUCGACGACCCCUGGGCUGACAGCCUGCCUGUCGGCGGGCGGCGGCGGCCUGGGCGGGGGCGCGAGGGCAGGUGGGUCGCGGAGGCGGUGGCUGCUGGCGCGGGCGGCACGGGCUCUGGCUUGGCCGCCGCGGCGGCCGCUCCCGCGGGCGCGGCGCUGGCCCUCGCGAGGGCCCCGGGCGGGGCGGCGGCGGCGGAAGCGGCGGACCUCGCUCGCGGAGUGGGGAGUGCUGCUGGAGCUGCUGCGUGCGGCCUCGAGCGCGCCGGCCUGGCUGGCGGUGCCGAGCCACGGCGGCGUGGGCCGAGGCGCGCACGGGCGAAGGCGCAGGCGGAGGCGGCGAGGGCGGCGGCGGAGCUGGGCACGGCGCUCGCGGGAGCGGCGCCUGCUGGCGGCGGAGCUGCUGCCUCGGAAGGCCCUGGGGAGGUCUUCGAGCGUGCCGACGGCCUCCUUCGGCAGGCGCCUGGCUACGGGCCUCAGCUCAGCGAGCAACUUCGGCAGAUGCUGGAGUCCGUGAGCUGGAGGAGCAGAGCACGGGUAGGGUACCGGGAGCGGGGCCUGGGAGCGGAGCAGCUCGCCAGCGAGGCAGAGUGCCGCGGCCUGGCCGAGGAGGUGAGGGCCCUGCAGGCCGCCGUGCAGGCCUGGUCGGCCGACAUCUCCCGAGUGCGCGGCAAGACCGGGUCGUUGAGGGCGGCGUUCGCCGAGGCGCGACACGUGGUGCUGUCCGAGCUCGGGGCGGCGGCCGCACCGCAGCGGCAGAGACCGCCGAGCCGUGCCGAGGCGCGUGCCCCCUGCGCCGGCGGGCGGGCGGAAAAGAGCAAGCAGAACGGCCGUGUCGUGUCCACGGAAAGGAGCGGGCAGCUCAGCAGGCUCGCCCCGGGGAGCGACGCCGACGCCGAGCCGGCCGGCGCCUGGCGCGAGGCCAUCGUCGAGGCCUCGGAGGACCAGCGCGCGUGCGUCCUCGACGGGGACCUGCGCGUGAGGCGCUGGAGCGCGGGUGCGGGCGCGCCGACGGGGGGCGCCGGCAGCGGUGCCACGUUCGUCUUCGAGGGGCAGCUCUGGUUGGUCCGCAGCCGCACCGUGCAGAUACAGGUCGUCACCGCCAGCGGGGCCGCAGGGCAGGAGGACUUCGCCAACACCCUCAAGGAGAUCGCCAUCGGUGGCUCUUUCUUAGAGAAUAACACCCUGCACAUAUCCGCGACGGGCGUGAUCUGGCAUUCGGCCGACGGACAGAGGGAGCCCAUCCUCACUGACAUGGACUCCAAUUGGUCGAACGAGCUCGUCGAAGCCACGAGAGAUACCUCGGGGGAAGUGCUCCAGCCCGAUCGCGCGGUCGUCGACAGGACCGUGGUGCACCUGAAGCUGCCAAAUUCGGUGCGGCUACAUAUCGAGCAAUGGCCGGAUCCCGCUGCCCACUAUGUGAAUGUCAAGGUCACGAAGCCAGCUGAGUACGGCGAGGUGGGCUUAUGCGUGGACAGUGCAGCGCCAGCGGUAGGGGUAUCCACAUCGGAAACCCUCUUCCGUGCAGGCAUCUACACACGGAGUUGCCCAAGUGUAGAAUCUGAGAUUUCUUGGCCGUAUGGGGGGUGUGAGGGCUUGUCAACUGAAGCGAGCAUGUACAGUUUCAGCGCGAUCGACCGUUCAAUCUCCUGCGGAGUGUGCGGACAAAAUCAAUUUGUAGAUUUCCUGGGGAAGCUCGCCGCGGAUUUGAAGAACUUGAAAGAGGAGGAGUGUUCUCAAGGGGUGAUAUACGGAGUCGCAUUUGGUUCUAAGUAUGAGGAAAUGCUAGAUUUACAAGACGAUGUUGAUACCCAGAGGCUACUCCAGCGUCACCAGCGGUGUUUCUUUUAUUUCGUUGCGGCUGACAAUGAGUCAAAAUCUAUCUCUUUGAACCGCACUUCCAAGUCUGGUCUGAGCAUUUUGAUCCCUGUGCCGACGAGCGUCUUGCCAUACAAGAGCAUGCGCAGGAAUACAAAGUUAUUCAAGAUGUAUGGAGGUCUUGUCGUGUUUGCAUUUGCGAAGCGCCUUGUCUGGCAGGACGCGAAAAUGCUUGGAGACCUCUGUCAGAGCUGGAUAGGUACGAUGGACUAUCAGAAGAUGUUCACGGAGAAUAUCGAGCAGCAUGGCACGUGUGCCUCAUUCCGGGCCUUGCCGAAUAAACCCGAAACCAUGGGAGAAGUACGUUCAGAUGGUCCUCGGUUCGAGUACCACUGUUCUUUUUUGGAGGCUGUGGAUCGGCCAGGUCUGACAGACGAUAGUGAGACACUCGGCAAGCAGUGCGGUCACUAUCGUCGACUUGAUCCAGAAAACUAUCGAAUUAGCUUAGACAGCGGCCUGAUUGACAGCGCAGUUAUUCUUUGGGAUAUGAGAAGUAAACGGUGCCGUGAUUUCAAUAGACAGCUAUCGUGUACCUGGCUGGGCGAAAUCCAUUGCUUUGCAGAUCGUGAUCAGGUGAGCUUCCCAGAAGCUCUCCGCGCAGUGGGGGUCUAUGAACCAAGUGGGGUCAGCCCCUUGGAUUCGGAAGUAAAGGACAAGCUCUUCGUUAAAGCAGAUGAUCCCGAAAUUCCGAUGGUACACAUUGGGAGAAGCAGCUGUCAUUGGUACUUCUCGGAUGUCAGCAACAACAUGUACACCUGCGCCAGUAACCCUGAUGUCGUGGCAAAGGGCGCCGUAUAG